UUGCGCUCGUUUGUCGACAUCUGCUGUCAGGAGCUUCACCGAGCACCACCAUCAUCCUCCUCCUCAUCAUCCUCCCCACCCCUCAACCUCUCCCUGCGGGAACGACAAUAUCCAGCUCUUAACAUUAACUAUUUGGAAUUGCAAAUCCUCGCCAAAGGACCCAGUUUGAGCGGCAUAGACCACAUCCUGUCAUUAAUGGCGUCAGAAACGCGUCUCACGCUCGCGUUAUUGUACAGGAGGUAUGGCGGCUAAUCAGACGCUCUGUGAAUCCGCAUCAGUGAGAUUUCCAAUGCAUGCUUUUGAUAUGAUUACAAUAUGAUUAUUUAAGCAUAGGAACGAUCGUUAUUAGUUAUUUAAAAGAUGCAUGUGCGCGCAUACGGUGCACAAAUUCCCUAAUCAAAUCGCAGGUGUUGUUGCAAACAGAAUUAAGCGAUGAAAUUCAAUUUCAAAAUGCAUGACGGAAUGGACAGACUGAUUUAAAAGCACUGGUUGCAUUGGAGAGCGUUCGUGAUUACUGGAUGCUGAGGACUCUGGGGAGAGUUUGAGGUGGUCCACACCCCGUCAUUGUUCCAGCCAUGUCCCCUCCAGCAUCCGCUGCGACAGCCAGUGAGAGCAGCACCACCACUGUGUUCGAGGACGACCCAGACGGCACUAGAGAGGAGCAGAGGCCUGUGAAUCAGUCACUGAGCAAGUCCAUGUGCAGAGAGGUGUUCUGGAAAUGCCUGCUGCUGUCUCUGCUCAUGUACGGCUGCAUGGGAGCCAUGGUGUGGUGCCACGUCACCAAGGUCACACGGCUGACCUUUGACAGUGCCUACAAAGGGAAGUCCAUGAUGUAUCAUGACAGUCCCUGCUCUGAUGGCUACAUCUACAUCCCCCUGGCCUUCCUCAUCAUGCUUUAUGUCAUAUACCUGGUGGAGUGCUGGCACUGCCAUGCCAAAAAUGAGCUUCAGUAUAAAGUCCACGUGGAGGGGAUUUACGAAAGAGUCCAGAGGAUGCAGCAGGCCAAGCCGUGCAUCUGGUGGAAGGCGAUCAGCUACCACUACGUUCGGCGGACGCGGCAAGUCACGAGGUACCGCAACGGCGACGCGUACACAACCACACAGGUGUAUCACGAGAGGGUGAACACACACGUAGCCGAGGCGGAGUUCGACCACAGCCACUGUGGAGUUAAAGAUGUCUCCAAGCAGCUAGCUGAUCUGGAAAAGUCAGCCAUCACCAAACUGAGGUUCACCAAGUGCUUUAGCUUCGCCAACGUGGAGUCCGAAAACUCUUAUUUGACCCAACGUGCAAGGUUCUUCACCGACAACGAAGGACUGGAUGAUUAUAUGGAAGCUCGGGAGGGGAUGCACCUGAAAAACGUAGACUUCAAGGAGUACAUGAUUGCCUUCUCCAACCCCGACCACCAUCCUUGGUACAUCUCCAACUACGUCUUCUGGACAGCGGCGUUUAUUACCUUAUCCUGGCCGUUACGGGUGCUGACGGAGUACCGCACGGCUUAUGUCCAUUACCGUGUGGAAAAGCUCUUUGGUGCCGACUACAUACCUGUGACGCCCUGCGACGAGAGACCUUACUGUAGACGAAUCCCAAGGGUCAACACCAUCGACAGCACCGAAUUGGAGUGGCACAUUCGCUCCAACCAGCAGCUGGUGCCCAGCUACUCCGAAGCGGGUCUGAUGGACCUGGCACAACGUUCAGGAGGCGUCAGACAGAACUGUGAACGCUGCCAUCGUGCCAUCAGCAGCUCCUCUGUGUUCUCCCGAAGCGCUCUCAGCAUCUGCAACGGCAGUCCACGGAUCCCCUUCAGCGGGAGUCGCUUCUCCUUGGGAAGACUGUACGGUUCCCGCCGCAGCUGCUUCUGGAGAAGCGGGAGCGUCAGUAUGGAUGAACCCGAAAGCCCCAGCGAGAACACGCGAUGCCUGUCCGGACGGAUCAAUGUUGACGAGGAAGACCCACCGCCCUACCAGGAUGCACUGUACUUCCCGGUGCUUAUCGUCCAUUGCAAUGAGAGCUGUCCCAAUCAUCGCUCCUUCCACAGGAACAGCUCGUGUGUGGAAACGUCUUUAUGAUAAACCUCUGACCUGUUUUCAAAAGACGUGACAGUCUCAAUACCAGAUGUGUCCUGUUAACUCAGGAAUCAUUUAUUGGCCCACAACACUGUAUGCUUACAACAAUGGACGGAGCAAUUGAGAAAUAACUCCAAUAAUACACAUUUAUAGCAAUAAUGCAAACAAAGCAUUGGAGUUCUUGGUACAAGUAAUAAUUUUGAUUCGAUGACUGCAAAAAUAGCCUGAUUUUUGUUCAUAUGUUUUCUGACAGCUAUAAAGAACAUUGGCCACAAAGCAAAAACCCGGUCUUUUUUCUAAAAGUAUGACCAUUUUCACCUUUAAGGACCUUCUUAAAUGUUGCACUUGAAGUUACUUUGUUCAAAUCAUCUGUAAAAGAAUGUUACUUUGUUUCUCUCAUGUAGUGGAUUCCAUUGGAUCAUGAUAUGGUUCAUACAAGAAUCCUCUUUACUGUAUGUGAGAACAAAUAUAAUGGGUUAUCUGUACUGUUAUUGUGAUUAAACCACAUCAGGCAAAACUAUAUACACAAUUAUGAACCGUUCGCAACACUAUCUCAAACCUAUUAAGAAACCACUUGAUACAUUUCAGGCUAUGCAACUAUUAUACUCUAUUUAUGUUAUGCCUUUAAAACGUAUAUACAAUUCACAAUUGAAUGUAUGACUGUUGAAGCUUUUCUUUACAUGGCUUGUAUGUAGUGAACAAACUAUCCACCAAGGACUUGAUUAUUGAACAGGCUUGACAUUUAGUGAAUGUUUUAGGGUUUAUUGGCUGGUGGCUGUUCUUGUACCUGGCUGGAAAUCGCAUUGGAUCAAUUUAACACAGUAUACGAGAGCAAAUAUAUGCAUUUCUGUAUGCAGCUGUACAUUCAUGUAUCAAUUAGUUAACACUGUUUUGCAUCAACCAUAACAAACCGUAAUAAAAGUGCAGCCUCUUGAAACCUACAUUCAACAUGGUUUCACCAAUGAUACCUGGAGGCUAAAAACAAGUACUGACUCUCAGAAACGACCUACAGCUUUCCAAAGAUUUCAUUCAUGCACUUGAUCCAGAUACAGCGUAUAUAUGUCUCUGGUCUGUUACCUGUUGUGUAUAAAGGUUGCUAAAGCAUUUAUCCACUUUGUGUCUUACCACUUUUAUAAUGCCUGGAUAAUGUAUAUCAUAUCAUGAAAAAGGAAAAACACCAUCACUAUGCUGCCUUCAUGUAGCACACAUUAAACAUUGUUAUAUUAAAUAAACUCACUGAAUAAACUGA
Molecule: messenger RNA, 3312 nt
Organism: Carassius auratus (goldfish)
Lineage: Eukaryota; Metazoa; Chordata; Actinopteri; Cypriniformes; Cyprinidae
Product: transmembrane protein 151B-like
Exons: 2
Coding region: 576-2066 (496 amino acids)
Source: RefSeq, a predicted model, not a curated record